AUGGAUUUAGUGGAAACCAUUCGGAGAUUCGGGUCUUACGACCCGUCGGUAGAAAGAAGAAAACAGAGUUGGACUUAUGAUGGUAAAAGUUUUGCGGCUGCAUUUAUUUUGGCUUGUUGUUUUCUUGUUUUCCUCAAUGUCUAUGCCUAUAAACAAUCUAUAGCUAAUGAAUUAGAAAAUCCCAAUGUGACAGCGAAGGUACCCACCUACGCCUUGUUUGGAAAAAAUGUUGAUUCAGGGUAUUUGCGACAUGUAAUAGCUGUAUUUGAACGAUUGGGUUUCCAGCGUGUUGAUGUCAGUUCAAAUUGGGAUGUUCUGUGGGCUCAUGAAUAUCCCUUCCGAAAUAUGUACUCAGUUCUGAAGAAUCUAAAGCCACAUCAAAAGGUUAAUCAUUUCCCAGGAUCAGGUUACAUUACAAAUAAACUUGAGCUAUCAACAUCAGAACUUCCUCAUUUACCACGUGCUUUUCGUAUGCCCCAGGACAAAGAGAAAUUAUUGGAGUAUGCAAAAGCUGAUGAAGACUUAAUGUUUGUACAAAAAGAUAAUAAUCACAGAGGAAUUACUAUUAAACACAUAAAUGAACUUAAUUUAUCUGCAAAUAAUACAUUCAUUCAGGAGUACGUGAGCAAACCCUUUUUAAUUGAUGGAUAUAAAUUUGACAUUGGUGUCUAUACCAUCCUGACAUCUAUAAAUCCGUUAAGAGUUUACAUAUAUGAUGGGGAUAUAUUGUUCAGGUUUUGCCCUGUGAAGUAUUAUCCUUUUGAUCCACAAAUAUUGGACAAAUAUGUUGUUGGAGAUGAUUACCUGCCUAUAUGGAAAGUUCCUUCCCUGAAGAAGUAUUAUGUAGAUAAAGGAUUUUCCAUGAAAGAUACUUUCAAUGCUUUUGUUGAAAGUCAAGGAAAGGAUCCCAGUACCAUUUGGACUCAGGUAAACGAAGCUAUACGCAACAUCUAUCUGCAAAAGGAAUCAAAAAUACGGCAGUCUACUUUACACUACCAAUCAUCAACAAAUUUCUUCGAAAUGGUUAGAAUAGACUUUGUGAUUGAUGAAGAUAUGAAUGUUUUCCUUAUGGAGGCAAAUAUGUCUCCUAAUCUUUCUUCAGCUCAUUACCCACCAAAUCAAUUACUUUACGAGCAAGUAAUUUUCAAUACACUUGCCUUAGUGGGUGUUGCUCAAAGAAUCAAAUCUUCAGACCUUCAGAUUAGGUCUGUUGCUGAAGAAGAUAUGAUGGUAGCACUCAAGAAUAUUGUGGUGUUCCCUCACCUUUGCAGUAGUCAUCUGUGUCAGACUUGUGAAAAUGCAUUAUGCGAUGUUUGUAAACACUGCUUAACAAUUGAUGUAUUAAACCAAUUGAAAAAUGCAUACAAGGAACAUGUAAAUCGUCUUGAUUGUAGAAGGGUAUUUCCCCCAGCAAUGACACCCCCGCUGCCAAACAUCACAUCAUAUGGGAAUGCUUAUUCUCCUGAAAAUCAACGAGUUGCCAGAUGGUUCCUUGGUAAAUGUCACGUAGAUCAAAGCUGGUGUUCCUAGAUCAUGUUACUCUGUGAUUCAAGAUUUAUCAAGUUGCUAAUUGAUGCAUUUUUACCUGAAUUUAUGUACCUACAAGAUUUUCUGUCUAUGGUCAUCUCAAAAUGUCUCUCCAGAAACUUCUUCUCCUAAUGCUUCUUCACCAUAUUCAUCUUUCGUUUGAAAUUCAAAUGGAUCUACCAUAUCUGGCACAUCUGUAAUUAUUUCUUCAACCAACUGAAGGGCUAUUUUUUCCUCGUCUAGUCGCUUCUUCUCCUGGAUAAAAGAAGUUCAGGAAAAAAUUUGAUGAUACAUAAUUUUGUUUCCAAAUUAUUACAAAUUUUAACUUUUACCAAACUGUAUACUGUCACUUCAAAUAGUUACUUAAAUGUUGUUUUACAAUUGUUAUUUAAUAUGUAUAGUAGGCUCAGAUAAAGGAACAGAAUGUCUGAAAAAUUGUUUUCUUUUAACAUCAUUUGUGCAAUAGCAUAACCUCUAUGUGGAACAUCAUGAUAAUUCCAUGUUAUUCCAAUGAGAACUUUCAAGUCUGGUCAUCAUUUCACCAAAAUGUGAUGUGUUUGACAGAAUUUCUAACAAAAUAAGUAAUAGUGACUGACAAAACUUGGUCUUACAUCAUUAGAAAAAGAGGUCUCAAAUUUCAUUAAUUUCAUCUUAUUUACUUCAAAAAUGAAAAUUACAUUGAUCACAAGUACUUUUUGCUAAUUAAAACAUUGUAUAGUGGUGUUCAUAAUUUUAUUGUACACACAAAAAUAAAUAAUUCAAAAGUUUCAUGAAGCAAUAGUUAAAAGGCCGUGUUUUGUAAAGUAAUUUAUGUUGAUUCAUAUGCUAAAAAUUGAAAUUAUUACAGUACUUCACUCUUUCAAAAUAUUGUAUAUUUAUAAUUUGCCAUUUAAACUUGGUUUGGUACAAGUAUGUAAUAUAUUUGUCAUCUACCUUUUGCAAUGCACA
Messenger RNA from Gryllus bimaculatus (two-spotted cricket), 2475 nucleotides. Lineage: Eukaryota; Metazoa; Arthropoda; Insecta; Orthoptera; Gryllidae. The record is from the annotation of a GenBank genome assembly.